This is a messenger RNA of Didymosphaeria variabile, 2310 nucleotides long. RefSeq names its product Phosphatidylinositol 4-kinase LSB6 (gene lsb6). Gene Ontology annotation, biological process: Golgi organization; phosphatidylinositol phosphate biosynthetic process; endosome organization. Gene Ontology annotation, cellular component: plasma membrane; trans-Golgi network; fungal-type vacuole membrane. Lineage: Eukaryota; Fungi; Ascomycota; Dothideomycetes; Pleosporales; Didymosphaeriaceae. Gene Ontology annotation, molecular function: 1-phosphatidylinositol 4-kinase activity. The record is from RefSeq and is a predicted model, not a curated record. Bases 1 to 2310 code for a protein of 769 amino acids. The transcript is spliced from 2 exons.
AUGCCUCGUGGGAGCCGAAGGCCCCCUAAUUCCGGCUAUGCUCGAAUAGCGCAAGCUGAAGAAGAAGAGGACUCGCAUGAUGAUUCUGAGGACGAGUCGCAUGAGCGGACGCUCGCCAGCUCCUACGCUCCCAUACAGCCAAGAAAAGAACGCAUGCGCAUGCCACGAUCGGGCGACUCGUCACCAAACCUGCGAAGGACUACGUCCGGACGCCGCCAACGAACCAAUUCGGGAGUGGACAUCAAAGCUAUAAACGCGCGACUGGAACGCUGGGCGGAGGAGAUUGCCCAAAAGUUCAAGAUCAAGAAGCAAAAGGACACGCCAGAUGAUGAGGCUCUCGAAAUCCACCAUUCCGUGUUCCAAGCACCCGACUGGGUGCGCCCGGCUACGGCAGAGACGCUUACGUUUGGUUACGAGGACUCUUCGGAUCGGAUGACGAAGCUGCAAUUCGAUGACAUUGUGGAGAGCGUGAGGGUAGCUAUUGAGCAGGGCAUGCACCCGAAAUUGAUCACGCAAGGUAGCUCGGGCAGCUACUUCGCGCGCAAUUCGCAGGGUAAGGUGGUGGGCGUUUUCAAACCCAAGGACGAGGAGCCGUACGCGUCGCGGAACCCGAAAUGGACCAAAUGGAUACAUCGGAAUCUUUUCCCGUUCUUCUUCGGUCGAGCCUGUUUGAUCCCGAACUUGAGCUACGUCUCCGAAGCGGCCGCAUAUGUCCUAGACAGUCAGCUGCGCACGAGCCUCGUACCGUACACCGAAGUCGUCUCCCUCUCCUCGAAAUCCUUCCACUAUGAUUUCUGGGAUCGGAGAGCAUACUACAGGAAGAAGAAGCCAUUCCCGGAGAAGGCGGGCAGUUUUCAGGUGUUCCUGAAGGGCUUCAAGGAUGCGAAUAUCUUCUUGAAAGAGCAUCCAUGGCCGGACCAGAAUAACGCAAGUCUCCACAACUCGCGGAGAAAUAAGAAGCGAAGGUGGGCCGAAGAGUGCAGACCCAGCGGGCCCCAGUCGGAAGACGAGGACGAGGAAGAGGCCCGAUCAAACACGCCGGAAUUACAGCAAAGGAGAGGGUUCUGGUCAGAGGGACUGCAGCAGUCUUUCCGGGAGCAACUCGAGAAGCUGGUCAUUUUGGAUUACAUCAUGCGUAACACUGAUAGAGGGUUGGACAACUGGAUGAUUCGAAUCGACCAGAAAACCCAAGAGGCAAGCAUUGUCGCGGAACCACCCAGAACAAAUGACCCUCUAGACGAUGAAGAGGAGGCUGUACCCAGUAACUACACGAAGCAGUCCAUGUCUGAAGCGGAUCCCUACGGUCGCCGGGAGCCUAUGAAAGCGACAAGCAGAUCUACCACGCCCAUGCCCAGCGGUCCAACGCCAGCGAUAACGAUUGGUGCGAUUGACAACAGUUUGUCGUGGCCGUGGAAACAUCCCGAUGCGUGGCGAAGUUAUCCGUUCGGCUGGCUAUUCUUGCCAGUUUCACUCAUUGGGAAGCCAUUUUCCGAAGCAACAAGGCGCCAUUUCCUCCCUCUUCUGACCUCCAAGCAGUGGUGGACUGAGACGCAAGCAGCUCUGCGACAAUGUUUCACGCAGGACAAGGACUUCAAAGAGCGAAUGUACGCAAAACAGAUCGCGGUCAUGAAAGGCCAGGCCUGGAACGUAGUAGAAACGUUGAAAGAGCCCGAUCACGGCCCUCUGGAGCUAACCCGAAGAGCGCGUGUCUGCGUAUGGGACGAUUUGGUGGAGAUUCCCAUUGCUGUCCCGCUCCGUGAGCCCUCAGCAGAAAUGCGCCGCAAAACCCAACCUAACCGGCAAAGGGUCGCUGAGCAGGAAGAAAUGGACAUUACGGCACUGUCUACACCACCACAAAAGCCGCAACCGGAUCUGCUUAUGAAUUCACCGCCCCAGGAGCUGGUGAACGAGAACCGGUUCAACCUUUCUCGCGAAUCCAGUUCUAUGGAUGUGCGACGACAGCAGCAAACUGAGAACUCUGACCUGCCUGAUACUCCAGCUACGGUGCAGGGCGUGACGUGGAAUUCUCGCCUUGCUACGGGGUCACCGGUGAAUGGAAGACCUUCACACAGAUCGCGCAUGAGUUACGACGUACCCCGACGCCGCGAUCAAGACAUGCGCCGACAUCACCGCAGAUUAUCGCUUUCCUCUCGGCGCGGACACAGCAACCUUUUUGUCGGCGACGAUGAUGAUGAUGAAGGAGACCUUGGAUACGCCGCAAACGAGGAUAUGGACGGAAACCGCAAACGCGUAAUUGUCGAGCGGCUGGAGAUGGUCAAGGCUAAGAACCCGGUGUUCACUUGGUGUUGA